Molecule: messenger RNA, 1947 nt
Organism: Electrophorus electricus (electric eel)
Lineage: Eukaryota; Metazoa; Chordata; Actinopteri; Gymnotiformes; Gymnotidae
Source: RefSeq, a predicted model, not a curated record
CUGUAAACGCUAUGCUUCCUAAGUUGAGGCUUAUCUGUAUGAGGCCCCACCGUAAGGUUGUCAGCUCACAUUCAAACAGAAAGCGAUACUAAAGUGGAUCGCUAGCGAGACUACAGAUGGCUCCUGCCUGUCGUCUUCACAGAACCAGCAUGUUGGUGUACAUCCUGGUACUUUGUUUUUGUGCUUCCUUAGCUAGUAAACUGGACUAUUCAGUGAACAACCAACACCCAUGCAUGUAUUCAGAUAAGAUCCACGCUUAUAAAGACUUCUUGAGUAAGCAUGUACGUGCUGAUGCUCCAACCACCCUCGACCAAAACAAGUGGCAGGCCUUUAUCCAGAACAUUGGGACAUGCAACCGACCCAUCCAGUCUUUCCUUCCGUUUACUCAGAAGCAGGAGGUGGAUAACGUCUGCUCAGCCUCUGGGGGUAAAGUAUACAGCGGUAAUCUGUGCAUCAGUAGGCAGGAGUUCACCUUCACCACUGUUUAUGUGGACAAUAACUGUAUUCUGAGGAAGGUCAUCUCAGAGAGGAAGUACAUUAUCUUGGCCUGUGAUGAGCUCCAAGGUUACUGCCGCCCGGUCCAUUUUGAGGCCAACCCAGGAAAUGUUGGACCAAAUCCCCUAUGGCUGGAUUGCAAACAGCCAAAGGUCCAGAGCUUUGAAGAGUUUGCAUGUCCUGCUAUGGGUCUUCUAAUCAUCACAGUGCUGUCAGCCGCAUUCAUCUGCUCCAAAUGCCUCACCAAAAGCAAGAAGAAAAAUGAGGAAAAUAAGAAAUAACUGCAGAUGUGAGACUCUCGCUAACUGUCAUGCAGUGUAUUUACAAUUAUUAUGUGAACAUGCAUCCAAUCAAAGAAAACAAAAAAAAAUUUUUUAAUUGCAUGCUCAUUCACAUACAUUUAGGAGCAUAGUACAUCAGAAAACAUAGACCCAGCUCAGGACCGCACACCUUAUAAUAUUACCUCAUUUGUGUAUGAAUAUCCAUUUCUUAGAUGCCUUCUUUGUUCAGGGUGUCUGGUAUUCACAUAAAAAUGAAUGCACAGCACUUGCUGGCCAUUAUAAGAGGCCCUUUAUUCAAACUUAGCUCUCACAGUCAUACUCUCUCUCUCACACUCUCAAACCUCUUACACACACCAUCAUGCUUUCUCUCACACACACUGUCAUACUCUUAGGCAUUCUUGAUAGUGAACGAGAAAAAGCUUGAUAGUGAAUGAGAGACCUUGUGUAUGUGUAAAAGUUUGAGAGUUUGGUAGUGAGUGAGAGAAAGUUUGGUAUCACGUUUUCUGAUUGGCCUAAACAGUUGUCAUUUAAAUGAGCAGUUUCUGAUUUGCCUAUAUUCAAAUAUGCCCCUCCCCCAUGUGCGGUUAAUUUCCUAACAAGUGGAAAUCCUUGUAGGCUACAUUCAAUGGAACCAAAAGCUCAAACCAGAUUAAUGAGGCUGUUGAUCUCUUAACACUAUGGCAAACACGUUGUGACAGCAGCAACAACCAACAGCCAAUAGAACAGGUGAUGAGGAGAUGCAUCGUUUAUUCAGCCCUGCGGGGGGAAUUAAUUACUGUGCUGGAACCAACCAGCUGCUAUUGGGGAAAAAAAAACAGCCAGCCAAAUGCAAGCACCAUAGUACCAAACACAAGAGCUUUUCUCUGUCUGCGACCUGUCAGCGAUAGGAAAAUCAGGGCGAAAACCGUGUGCUGUUAACUCAGCAUAUUAGGUCAAUAGCCUCAUUAAUCUGAGCUCUUGGUCCCAUUUAACGGCUACAGGAACUUCCACUUGUAGUUCAGUCCGCAUUGAUGAUGUCUUCUCGAAUGGAGAGGAAACUUUGCAAUUAAAUUGCCAAGCUCGGCACUCAAAUGAACAACUCAAUUAUCAACCCAGGCUACCAAUAUUUCGACACAUCUCUAAUAGUUGUAGGUGCAAGGUGCUUUUAAUAAAGUGUGUUGUGAAAAUGUAA